Paracoccidioides brasiliensis Pb18 is the source of this 414-nucleotide messenger RNA. RefSeq names its product tubulin-binding prefolding complex subunit GIM3. The record is from RefSeq and is a predicted model, not a curated record. The transcript is spliced from 4 exons. The coding region runs from base 1 to 414 and encodes 137 amino acids. Gene Ontology annotation, cellular component: prefoldin complex; cytoplasm. Gene Ontology annotation, biological process: protein folding.
AUGCUACAACGGCGUAUGCUUUCGAAGGAGGAUGAGGCAUCCGCUAGCUCUGAGGAAACUGAGGUUCGACGCGAAGAUCAGGAAAAGAUCAAUCGCUUCAGCAGACUGCACCAGCGGGAAACAAUGCUGGAGGAGCAACUGAAGUCGAAAAAUAAAGACAAGGAAGACCUUGAGGAGGUAUCUAUGGAACUCGAACUUGCAGACGAGGAUGAGAAGAUACCAUAUAAAAUUGGUGACUCGUUCAUCUCACUCCCUCUCUCAGAAGCACAAUCCCUGCUCGCAGCUUCCACAGAGCAAAUUGAUGAGGAGGUCAGCAAGCUAGAAGCAGACCUACACGACCUGAGAGACGAAAUGCAGAAGCUAAAAGUUGCUCUGUAUGCGAGAUUUGGUAGGAGCAUUAAUCUUGAAACUUAA